Molecule: messenger RNA, 3554 nt
Organism: Suricata suricatta (meerkat)
Lineage: Eukaryota; Metazoa; Chordata; Mammalia; Carnivora; Herpestidae
Gene: CEP68
Product: centrosomal protein 68
Exons: 9
Coding region: 285-2567 (760 amino acids)
Source: RefSeq, a predicted model, not a curated record
UGGCGUAGCGGGCUGGGGCGUGAGGGCCGCGGUCUCCACCUGGGACCCCCGCGUCGGGGCCGCAGCGUUGGUUGGGGUCGCCGCAGGCUGGGUCAGGGCGUCCGAAGCGCUGGAGGCGAGGGACGGCUCCGAAUGGGUCUGGAGCCUCGUGUGCCCAGGCGAGCAGAGGAGGACCGGUUUCCAGUACGGGGCGGGCGUUCUCCAGACACAGCUGUGCCGUACCCAGGUCCCCAGUGUGCAGAGAGCUGACGGCUUUGGGGGAACACUGACCUAGUGACAUCUCAAUGGCCUUGGGAGAAGAAAAGGCAAAGGUGGAGGUAUCCGCAAAGGCCCUGUCCUAUGGGCAGUGGAGCUGCGGGGAGCAGGAAGCGGAGACCCCAGGGCUCGCGAGCAGGGAGCGGGAGCAGCCAGCGGAAGCUGCGGGAGGGCUUGCAUCACCGAGCUGGGGAACAGAGGGGCCCCCUGCCCCUGCUUGCUGUGAUGGGGCUGCCCCCAGCCCCUCUGGAGCCUACCAGCCACAGGCCAACAGCACCAGGAGGGAGCCAGUAGCUGGUAGAUCUAAGCCUGUUCUUGGCUGCCUGCUUCCUCCUGCUGGCACGGCAACUGGAAACCUUUUGCACUCUCUGGAAAGCCAGAUGGAGACCAGACUCUCUGCCACAGAGGAACUACCUCAGACUCUUACAGCUCCCAGAGCUACAGGUCUCUGCUCAGGACAUGAUGCCAAUACCGAAGAUGACUCGUCCCCAGUUGAGUCGCCGCAGGUGCUGGACCUCAGCCAGCAGCCUCACCGUUCAGGUUUCCCUUUCCCGACAAGAUGGAGGUCUGUGGUGAGCCAAGGCGCUGCUACUCCAUUCUCCAGCCACAGCGUCUCUGCCUCUUCCCCGAGCAGCAGUCUCCAGGGUCACCAGGACAAGGUGGAACCUCAGAGUUGCCCCAUUGCCAAGGUCUCGUCCUCCCUGGAGCUGGCCGUGCCCCAGUCAGCCCCCUCUAUGGUGGGGCCAGGGCCACGGCUCCAGUGGUCACCACAGCUUGCGUCCUCCAGGGUCGAUGCUCUUGGGCAGGGCAGGAGGCGCCUCUCCUUCCAGGCCGAGUACUGGGCCUGUGUGCUGCCUGACUCAUUGCCUCCUUCCCCUGACCGCCACUCCCCACUCUGGAACCCAAAUAAGGAGUAUGAAGACCUGCUGGACUAUACUUACCCACUCAGGCCCAAGCCUUGCCUCCCAAAGCACCUUGACAGCCACAUGCUGGCUGACCCUGUCUUGCAGGACUCGGGUAUAGACCUGGAUAGCUUUUCUGUUUCCCCUGCAAGUACCCUGAAAUCCCCCGCUAAUGGCUCCCAGAAUUGCCCGUCAGCAGAGGCCUCUGCCCUGCCAUUCUCUAGGCCCGGAGAGCCGAGCCUUAUACGGUGGCCCUCUGGAGCACCCCAGAAGCCGGGCAGUGUGGGGUUGGCGCCGUGUAACCAGCUCACAUCUACCCCCAGAGCCCCGGGCAGUAGGGACGCUCCUUGGGGGAACAAAGAGCCAACCUUGAGUGUGAAGGACUGGCUGCCCAUGGGCAAGCACCCUGAGGUGGGCUCUCCCCAGCUGAGGACAUGGGAGAGAGGGUGGCCCUUGCCCAGGACAGAGAGAGAGAAGAGGGCCAGCCAGGGUGUCUGGCACCCGGCCUGCACGGAGUCUGGAUGGAAACCAGAAGAGGAAGUGGAAAGUGAUGACGAGUAUCUCGCCCUGCCCGCUCGGCUGACGCAGGUUUCUAGUUUGGUUUCAUGUCUAGGUUCCAGUCCCACCUUGGUGACCCUGCCCACCGGAGCUGCCGAAGGACAGCCCUCCCUCGACGUGUCAGACAGCGAUGGGUCUGCCUCCCUCCUGUCGGACUCCAGCCAGAGCCAGCUUCCUUCUGGGGCCACCCUCAGAGGGUCCAGGGGCCCUGCGGGCCAGAACCACCGUUUGCUCUGCUCCUUCGUCCAUGCAGGGAGCUCUGUGGGGGAAGGUGGUCUGGGGAGCAGCCAGGCCCUGGGAGUCUCCUCUGGACCCCUGACAGCACACUCUUUGCCAGCUAUGUGGGAUCAGCACGCAUUCUUAGCCCCAGAUGCUGAAGGGCAGCCUCCUGGGAAAGGAGAGCCCGGAAAAGAAUCACUCGUGCAGUGUGUGAAGACGUUCUGCCGCCAGCUGGAAGAGCUGAUCCGCUGGCUGUAUAAUGUAGCCGACGUCACCGACCACUUGAUUCCGUCCAAGUCCAAUCUUACAGGUCUCAAGUCUUCUCUGCAGCUUUACCGGCAAUUUAAGAAAGAUAUAGAUGAACACCAGUUCCUGACAGAGAGCGUCUUACAGAAAGGGGAGAGUCUUCUUCAAUGCCUGUUGGACAACACCCCAGUGUUAAAGGAUGUCCUCGGGAGGAUCUCGAAGCAGCCCAGUGAGCUGGAGAGCCAUGCAGAUCGCCUGUAUGAUGCCAUCUUAGCUUCCCUGGACAUGCUGGCUGGCUGCACCCUCUCCCCUGACCACACGCCGGCGGCACACGGGAGCACCGACGUGAAGGGGAUUAGCCUGGCGUCUUCUCAGGCAGAAAUGUAAUCUGUCGGCUAAAGCCUGGCUGGUGGGAAACUUUAAGGAAGACCUUGUAUCACCCAAUAUUUCUAAUGGCAUGGACUCUAAAGUGUAUGAUUCUAGUUAUCUCCUAAUUAGCUAUAACUUCAUAGUUGAGAGGAGACUUAACAUUUGACACAAGAAAAAUAAAUCCUAAUUUUCAGUUUAUCUUUCAUUCUUUGAUAGGAAAAAAAAAAAAAAAAGACCCUGAAAUUUUCUUUCUGAUCAAAAGAACACUGAUGGCCCUGGGACCACAUUAUUCACACCAUCUCUACACCCUCCUCCCUACUUUCUUGUAACAGCUAAUUUUUAAAUACUCAUUUUCCUCUUAAAAUCUUCCUCCAGCUCAUCCUAUUUCUGAACCACUCCUCCAUACAGAGACCACUAAUCUCGCUUUUGCAACUCUGAGAGGUCUAAUGACUAGCAAAUUGCUGCUAGUAUUUAAAACCAAGAACACAGUAUACAGCAAACAAUCCACCGCUCCUAUGAACUCUUGUCAAAAUGAUCAGUUAUUAAUUGAUCAUUGUAAGCAGAGUCUCUUGCAAGCAAAUGUACAACCAAUUACUAAAUUUUCUACUUAGGGAAAAUACAAAAUUUUGGUUGGUCAAUUUACUAGGUGUAAUGGAGGGGAGAAAACUAAUAUACCUGUUUUUUAAAAAGUACUGCCUUAAAUUGUUUAAUGCGUACUUUGUUUUUGAGAGAGGAAAAGAGUUCUUGGGCAGGGAAGGAGCGGGGAGAGGGUACAGAAGAUCCAAAGCAGGCUCUACACUGACAGCAGAGAGCCUGAUUGUGGAGCUCCAACUCACGAAUUGUGAGAUCAUGAUCUGAGCUAAAGUUGGAUGUUCAACCAACUAAGCCACCCAGGCGUCUCUAAUGUUCUUUAAUGUGACUUAUUUGAGAGUGGACAAAAUAAUUUGCCCUGUCAAUAAUACUGAUGCCAAAUACACAAAAUAAAAGAAUGUGAUACUUAUCCAA